CUAAUGGUGACGUCAAUAAUCCUCGCGAGCUAAAUCCCGAAUUUUCUUACAUUUAUUUACCUGUUUCAGUGUUUGCCAAAUGGAUUAGUAUCGUAAGUCAUCUUAUACGUUGUCUUUUUAUCAGUAACCAAUGUUGGUUCUGCUGAUGAAGAAGUGUUAAUUUUUCAACACCACAGAUCAAACUGAGUUGAUAAUUGGAUCUUUUGCAGUUGUGAUAAUUGAGUCACUCACUACGUAAAGCAGUAAAUCAUCAAUGCAAGGGAUCAGUUUUACGAAAAUGUCUGGGAGUUUAAUAAAUAUCUUGGAUUCUAUGUCGAGGGUAUAGAAUUAUGAAAGACAUCAGUGAAAUGCCCAAUGGCGAUGGGGGAUUUGUACAAGAUGGUGGAGAGGAAGACGAAAGAGCCAAAGAACGCAGAUUAACUCCGUACGAACGAUUGUCUAAUGAUUUAUCUAAUGAUCAAAAAUGUCUGAAGGAAAUCACUCUCGGAAAGAGGAUUGGAUUUUAUCGGAUUCGAGGAGAACUCGGAAGUGGAAAUUUUUCUCAAGUCAAAAUGGGCAUUCAUGCACUAACAAAAGAAAAAGUUGCAAUAAAGAUCCUAGAUAAAACGAAGCUGGAUCAGAAGACUCAGCGACUUUUGUCAAGAGAAAUCUCUAGUAUGGAACGACUCCACCAUCCCAAUAUUAUCCGUCUGUACGAAGUGGUGGAGACCCUGGCUAAGCUCCACAUCGUGAUGGAGUACGCUGGGGGUGGGGAACUCUUCACUAAGAUCUCCAACGAGGGUAAAUUUCCAGAGGCAGAAGCCAAACACAUAUUUGCUCAAACUAUAGCAGGUGUUCAGCAUAUGCAUAAGCACCACAUCAUACAUCGUGAUCUCAAGGCAGAAAAUGUGUUCUACGCUGGUUCUCGGAUGGUUAAGAUUGGUGACUUUGGUUUCAGCACGCACUGUCGCCCUGACCAUACGCUGAACACUUUCUGUGGUUCACCCCCUUACGCUGCCCCUGAACUCUUCAAAGAUGAAAGUUAUUUUGGCACAUAUGUAGAUAUAUGGGCAUUAGGAAUUAUGUUAUAUUUCAUGGUUACGGGGGUAAUGCCAUUCAGGGCAGAUACUGUGGCAAGACUUAAAAAGUGCAUUCUGGAAGGCCAGUAUACAAUUCCAUCUUACGUAUCGGAUAGCGGACAGUUUCUCAUUCGGAGUAUUCUUAAACCUGUGCCUCAAGACAGAUUCACGCUAGCAGAAAUUCAGAAAAGUGAGUGGUUAGAGGGCCAGGAUUUUCCUGUGGAAUUAGAACCAUAUAAUGUAAAUCCGUCUCAAGAUACAUCUAGUCUUUCAAGAGAGGAGAAAGAUGCUCGUAGAAUUUUGCAAGACUUAGGAAUCACAAAUGAACAUAUCCAGUCGGGUCACAGAGACUCUCGAAGCAGCAUUACAGGAACGUAUAGGAUAGUUCUACAUCGCGUGCAGAAAAAGAAAUCGGGUUUGAGUGAUUCGGAGACUGACCUUCUUGGCUCGGAAAAACCGACCAGUAACGACAAAGCCAAAUCUGCUCCGUAUAUGAAGAAGGAAUCCAAAGUGUGCACAAUCUUGUGAUGUUUCUUAUAGGUAUAGGAACUACGAUAAAGUGCUUUGAAACUCUUUAAACUUAGUCUGGACUAAGGAUUUAGUUCAAAUGGUGCAAUUUUAUCUCUUUCUUUCUCCUGGCACAGUAAUGAAAUUGAAGGAAACUGCAGAGAGAGAGAACUGUUUGUGAUCAGAUGGUGUGAUUUUCUCAAUUUUUUACCAAACUAGAAGCUUUUUAAACAACAGUUUUGUGAGUUUUACUAUUGAUUUCUUUUUAAAGUAAUGUUUUAUGGAAAGAUUUAGAAGAGUAUUUUUUACAAAUCUUUGUAGGGAGACACAAUUGAUUUUAUAUUAAAUCUCCGAAGUCUUUAAUGUCAACAUAAUUAUAGCUUAUAACAUCUCAUUUUCCACAGAGUUUUCACUCAGCGCAAAGUUCAAAUCAAUUUCUUUUUUGUCAAUAUAAGCAAAGAUAAGAACUUUACAUGUAUUUCCGUACAUUUUGCUAUGAAAUGAAGACAAUGAAAUAUCUGUAAAAUUUAAAAGAGAAGCCAAAUCUAUGUGUUAUGUACUUGUGUUUACCCUAAGAUCUAGACAUUGAUUUUCAUUCUAGUGUAUAUUUGAAUUUCUCUGUAAAACCCUGACCAGAAUCUGUUGUGUACAUGUAUUAUUCAUUACUAAAAAGGAAUGUAGCCCAAAUUUCAUACAUUGAUUGGUUGUAAAAUAAUGGUCUAAGACCUUGUUCAUGGUUCAAUGUUAGGCGAUCGAGUUUGUCUAUUUUGUUUUGUGCAGCAUCAAGUUUAAAUACCUACAUGUAUCUUGUUUUCUUCCCCCUUAAUAAAAACAAUGUUUAAACAUUGUCAAUGUUUUUUUUUCUUUUCUUUGUGAGAGUUUUGAAUUUUUUUGUAUGUUUGCAGGUUAAAGUUGUUCAACCUACUUAGAAUUAUCAUGUUACUUUGUACAACGUGCUAAUAAUAUAAGGUUUCCAAGGGCGUGAGCUUUAAAAUUAAUACAAAACUGUUUGGGUUUUUUGUCAGUAUUUUUAUCAACUUUGUAAAUCUUGGUCACGCUUACAAUAUUUUAUAGAAGCAAAGAUAGUCAAGACUGAUAUGGUGGUUUAAUUAAGUUUGUUACAGAUGGAAUCAUACUAUGCCAUACAUUUUAAAUGUUAAUUAUUAGGAUAUUUUAUUAUGGUCAUUAUUUAUUUGUUGCAAUGCUGCAGGUGAAGUAGUUAUUUACACAAUCUUAGAUCAUUUGGAAAAAAAAAAUGUGACCACCUAUAUCUGUUUCAAAAUGAAUUUAUGAUAAAAAAUACAUUUACCCAAUCUAUGCCAGUUAUUGGUCAUGGCAUGCUAUCCUUUAAAAAUUAACAGUUAAAAAUAUAUGAACCCUUCAAAAAAUACUUCCUGCAAAAAAACUGUGACAUUUUCAAAUGUAUAUUUACAGUCAUUUAGCAUAAAACUCUUGUUGACUUAAGAUUUUUUUUCCCUAUAUGUCAACAGUUUUGAUAUACAAGUUUUCUUAACACUUUAUAUUGAAUUUCUUUGUUGAAAUGAAGUAGAAAAUUAGAUAUCACUCCUAUUCAGGUAAACUUUACUAUUAUUUAUAUUGAUAUACAAUGUCAAAAACAUAUCAUUUGAAAACUAUAUAUUUUAUAUAAACAACUGAAGUGUAAAAUUGCCCCCCUACAAAAUUUUUAUUCAUAUAUGAUUCUACAAUUGUCUUAUAAGAAAAUUCCUAAAUAAUCCAUGCAUUCCUGUGAAAUCCCCAAGGGGUCGAUGAAACGCGGGGGAUUCGUCUCUCACAACCCGUCCUUGGUUGACCCAUUGUCUGUAUACCCUGUGUACAAUAUUCUAUUAUAAUAGCUGUGACUGUGAUGUUUGUUACUGUGUCUACACAUCAUCAUUACUCUAAUAGAGAAGUUGUUUCUUUCUAUGAUGAUUAUUUUUUUGGAAAUAAAUAAUAAAAAAUCGA
Molecule: messenger RNA, 3527 nt
Organism: Saccostrea cuccullata (small rock oyster)
Lineage: Eukaryota; Metazoa; Mollusca; Bivalvia; Ostreida; Ostreidae
Product: serine/threonine-protein kinase NIM1-like
Exons: 4
Coding region: 330-1586 (418 amino acids)
Biological process (GO): intracellular signal transduction; protein phosphorylation; microtubule cytoskeleton organization
Cellular component (GO): cytoplasm
Molecular function (GO): tau-protein kinase activity; protein serine/threonine kinase activity; ATP binding
Source: RefSeq, a predicted model, not a curated record